This is a messenger RNA of Athalia rosae (coleseed sawfly), 11690 nucleotides long. RefSeq lists its product as uncharacterized. The transcript is spliced from 13 exons. Lineage: Eukaryota; Metazoa; Arthropoda; Insecta; Hymenoptera; Athaliidae. Gene Ontology annotation, molecular function: 3',5'-cyclic-AMP phosphodiesterase activity. The record is from RefSeq and is a predicted model, not a curated record. The coding region runs from base 2255 to 6064 and encodes 1269 amino acids.
AGAGAAACGGUGUCUGCACUGGAAAGUACAGGCCGUUGUUGGGUGUCGGAAUAGAAAUUUUUAUUUCACACACGUGCAUUAAUCUAUCGAAUUGAAAUUCCACGCAUCUAUCCGAUACAUACUUCAGAACGGUUUUACGAAUUGUGUGUCAUUGAAAUUUGUGGAGCAAUAAUUUUUAUGAGAAAACCAACAAAAAUAUUCCUCCCAAUUUACUAGGCGAACCAGACGAGAGUUAUGCCUGUUAUAACGGAUAGCGUCCGGCGCGGUGGUCACAUGUCGGAAUUUCGGAAAAAAGGGAAAGAUAGAGAAACGGGAUGAAAAAUAGAAAAAAAAUUUGAUAGAAUAUCGUAAAUUGAGAGGCUGGUGUGAAAAGAAAGAAUGAAAGAAAAAAAUAAAGUAAAAGAUAGAAAGAGAAAGGAAGAAAAGAGAAAUAGAAGAGGAAAGAAUCACAUUAUAGCAACAAGUUCCGGUGCAUGUCAUAUAUGUGUGCACCUAUAUAUAGUCGAACUAUGAUAUAAAUAACCUCCGCUUACCUAGCCUCCCCCUCCCUCCCUCACCGUAUAAAGAACUGGCAAUAAUCGGAGAUAACGCAGGGAUUAUGCACCUUCGACCAACGCCUAGGAAAAAAAUCUUGCGCCACUUCUAUUUGGGAGAAAAAAUUCAUUUCGAGUCGAAGGUGCUUAAUCGGUGAAUUAUCUCCGAUUUUUUCUGAUUUUUUAUAUCACGGAGGGGUAGAGGGAGAGGCAAGUAACCGCAGGUAUAUAAAUACAGGUUGUCCGCUGACUGACCAUAUAAUUGACCCCGCCGUGAAAAAUUGCGCAUAAUUCGCUUGCUAUUUCAUACUAAUUGAUUAAUUAAUUAAUCAAUUAAUUAGUUACUAUACUUUGUAAUUUUACCUAUUGUGUGGACAUAUGUUACACCCUAAUGGGAUUCAUUUUUACUUAUUAUUAUUGGUCUCACCUUUUUCUUUUUGCUCACCGUUUUAAUGAAAUUGCGAAACGUGAUGUGAUAAAAAAAAUUCAAGACUAAUAAUAUUGCGUCGACUAUGCAAAUUUUCUAUAUCUCUGAAUUUUUUUUGUCCCCCUUCUUUCAUCAGACUCCUCCAUCUUUUCAUCUGAUGUUUUCAUUUCUACACAUUGAAUUCACGGUUAAUACAUUCGAUCUUUGAAAGUGAAAUGUGAAAGAGAAAUUCGAUUAGGGUGUUUCAUUUUUAGGCGACAUUUUUUCAUCCCUUUUCUAUACCCGAAAAUCUGAUAUUUCAAAGGAAAAAAAUUUAUAUCCCUGUUUGAAAAAAAAAUUGUACGUGAGUCAGAGGUUUCGCUCAUCCGAAAAUUCGAUUUCCCGUUUGAAUAACUGCACGGGGAAAGCUUUUUUUUUGGUUUCAACUCGAUUUGUCGGUGUUUACGAAAUUUUUUUUUAACAAAAAAUGAAUAUUAUCGUAUCCCAUGAAUUUCAAGAAAAAGUGAGUAAGAGAAAAAACAGAAGUGAGAGAAUUAUACGUUCGUUAAUGGUAUCGAUUAAACAAACCGUAACGACUGUGUAAAUGGGACAUUUCAUGCCAAAUCAUUUAAGCCUACCAGCGACCACCGUUCCACCGUACUUGUUGUAUAAUACCUAUAACGUUUUUAUCGGUGUCUCAAAAACGACAGUAGUCGAUCUUGAGAGAAAUCUCAUUCGAAAUUCCAUUUCCUGCUAAAAUCCAGACUAGAGAAUAGUAAUCAAUUUUCUAAAAUUUCGAACGGUCAAGAUCACAGGCUGACUGAUUUGGCGUAGAAUUUGCAACAGUCGUAGCUGUGCCUUAUAUCGAAAUUUUUUUUCUAAACAGUUGUAAUUUAUCAUCGAAUAAACAUUAACGUAGAAAGAAAAACGGAGGAAUAAAUCAAAGUUCGAAACCCAAAAAAACAAUAUAACAUAUAAAUCGAGUAAAUUGAAAAGUGAAAACGAAGAAGUAUAAAAAAAAAGGCAACCGAAAAAGGGACGAGAAGUAAUAAUAACUCCUGAUCCAAAACUGGCAUCGGCACCGCGACGCGAGGCCCCGGGUCCCCGGUGCGGCAGGAUCCGCGGGGCCCGGCGUCGAGCUAACGGUGCUGGGAGUGGACUGGAAAGAGGCGAAGGCGGAAGUAGAGUGGUUGGCGAAAGUGGAAGCGGAAGCGGAGGUGUGGGUGGUUCGCUUUCGAGCGGUGGAUCAACCGCGACUACAACGGGGUUGCAAUGCGGUUUGUGCGCCGUCGUUGCCGGGCUAUUUCGUAGAGCGAUGUGCAUCGCCGGUAGCCGAAGAGGAUCGGGUGAGUCCUGCUACCAGGAACUCACCGCGUCCGAAGGACUGCAGCAGCAGCAGCAUCAUCAGGGGGUCCAGAUAUCCUCUAAUCGCCAAAACAAUGCGGCGUGCAUACAACAGAUCAUCUCGUCGUCUCCAUCACUGAACUCCACCAUUUCGCAAAUACCCAUUCAACAACAACAACAACUCAUUGUAUCAAGAUCCGGUUCUUUAAAAGCCCAGAAUAUCGGCAACAAGGAUACGAAUCAAGAGAGAAGAACCUCUGCAGCCGAUGAAACAGUAGUAACAGAUGGGAAAGUGCAAAAUGCAGCGUCCGUACGCGUCAUUUCCGAAGACGCUGGAACGGCAGCAUCUUCAGGGGGUUCGCAUUGUCUGGCUAAUACUCCCUCAACACAUCGAGGGUCAACUUCAAAUUCACGCCGUCUUUCCGAUGCGGAUAGGCUCCUUCUCGAGGCUCUGGAAACCGGAAAAGAAAGAAUGAGACACACCGGAAGAUUUCUUACAAUGCAUAAACGACGACGCAAACGAUUGACGACAAGGUCCUUGAACCAGGAUCCUGGUAUUCUGGACGAUAUUUUUCACGGACAAGUCCAGUGUCUUUUACUCAAAUCUGGGAACUGGAGGUUCAAUGCCUUUGCCCUUGAGACUGUGACCGGAGGUCGAUCUCUACCAGUUCUAUGCGUUCAUCUCUUUCACUGGUACGGACUCCUGGAAUACUUCAAAUUGGAUGUUGUCAGAGUUUGGAAGUUAUUCAAUUUAAUUGAAGAAGGCUACCACAGUACAAACCCCUACCACAAUAGUAUACACGCGACCGACGUCACACAGGCUAUGCAUUGCUUCCUACAAGAAGAAAAGAUAAGAAAAAACUUGAGUCAAUUGGAAAUAAUGGCAUCGUUAAUCGGAGCAGUGACCCACGACCUUGAUCACCCAGGUGUUAAUCAGCCAUUUUUAGUUGCCACAAGUAAUCACUUAGCUGCGCUUUAUGAGAAUACAUCUGUGCUGGAAAAUCACCAUUGGAGAUCGGCUAUCGGGUGCCUAUUGGAAAGCGGUGUUUCAGAACAGUUGGAACCAGAAUUAAGGCCUGAGCUUGAAAGACAUAUCAGCUCGCUUAUUUUGGCAACUGACAUCACAAGGCAACAAGAAUUUCUGACAAGAUUCAAGCGAUAUCUGGACCAAAAUCUUUUGGAUAUGAAGAGGGGUGAAGAUCGUCACUUCAUUCUUCAGAUAGCUUUGAAAUGUGCAGAUAUUUCAAACCCUUGUCGACCUUGGGAGAUAUCUCGGAAGUGGUCGCACAAAGUUUGUGAAGAGUUUUUUCGCCAAGGAGAUUACGAGCGUCAGUUGAAUUUACCAGUUACUCCGCUUUGCGACAGGCACACAACGAGCAUACCGAAAAUUCAAGCUGGAUUCUUCAAAUUUGUAGUAACACCGCUGUAUGAAGAAUGGCACCGAUUUUUAGGCACUGGUCUAAGCUUGAAUUUAAUGGAUUACUUGAAGGGUAAUCAAACUAGAUGGGAGGCUUUAAUUCAGCAGGAAGCAGCUGAAGAAACGAAAACUGAAAUAUCCGAGCUUGAAGAAGUCGACCACAUAGUCAGUUCAGAUGACGAAGGAGCCGCGGAAGACUCUGGGAGUAUUGACUUACUUAUUCCAGAUGCCCCACUCUCGAGAAGGCCUAGUUUACCAGGAAAAAUCUGCUCCGAACGUGUCGGACGAAGGCAUUCUGUGCCGCUAAGCGUUCCAAAACUACUGCCAAUUGCAAGAACAAUCAUCAGGAGAGAAAGCUUGCCAACGGAACAAAAGAAGCUCAAAACUCCACUGGUUAAGCUCGAAGAUCAACGUCUUCUGGGAGAUAGUUCGUUGUCAUUAAUGUCCUCUAGAAGUAGCUUGCACGAUUCACCCGCUACCAAAAGUACGGAACGGCCAGUUAGUGCGGAAAAUCUGUUGCCUGAACCCAGUAUAGCCAGCAUAACAAAUAGCGCUGAAGCAUCUCGGUUGAGUACUGUUUUACAACCUGAUCAAAAAACUUCUGCUCAAACUAAACAGCUUACAAGACAGCAGACAUUCCCUCCACUGCAACCCUAUGUGAGAAUGAGGUACAUGUCAACAACUGCGGAAAUGUCACAGUGUACCGAGGCCUUGAUAGAAGGGGAUAGUCAAUCAAGCUCAACGCCAAGUCCUGUAAAAGAUAGAUUGUGUUCCGACGCACAGUGUAAAACACCCCCUGAAAUUGGCACACUACAUUCAAGUACAGAAUCCAGCCGACGGUCAAGUGCUACCUUGAAUGUUGCCAGAGUGCAUAAGAGGGAACACGAUGCAUCGGAAAUGUUUUCAGUCAGAAGACGAGGAUCUGCUGUGCCAGAUCUAAUGAGAAGACAAGACGUUAUGCUGAGUCCAGAUCAUGCUAGACGACAUUCAGUCCAAAUCCCAGAUACUCUGUCAACAAUAGCAACAGCUAAAUCAAAUCAGAGACCUUGCGCUUGGACGUCAAACCUUGUGGAACCUACAUCCGAAAUGAUAAAUGUACCGCCCUCUGAGAAACUGCCAGAUUUUGGCCCCAAGUUGGAUUUGAUAAAUGUGCAGGACGUGGUGCCAAACCCUUCACCAUCUCAAACGGAUCAUGGAAGUGAUAAAUAUCCGAAUCAAGGGUGCCAUUUUGAAUUGACUGACACAACAGAAGCGACUGACUUUGAAAUCGGUGUGCUCGGUUCUGCAACAAACGAAUCAAGCUCUAUCAAACCAAUAUCCAUGUGUGGUUCUAUGAGACGUUUUUCAAUACCAGUGCUCGAUGUGGCAGGAGAUGAAUCUCUGGGUAAUAAUAGACGAUUUAGUGCAAUACCGGUGUCAUCUGAAGCUCCACAAAAGGUGUUCUUUGUUGGUACUCCUCCUGACUCACCACCCCGUGUUCUUAGUAGCUCUAGCGAUAGUGGUAGCGAACCAAGGAAAAGUGUAAGUGAUUUGACGAGUGAUAGUGUUUCUAUAGGCACGAAAAGAGAUUCAGAGAAUUGGAGAGAGAAAGGAGCUGCCAAAAUUCUCAAGCUCAGUAUCGAGCCGGAAAUGAAAGAGAACGUCGACCCAAGAACCAGCGACGACGGCAAAGUUCUCAGCUCAAACAGACGACCCAGUCAGGUGUGGGCUAGACGGCGUAGUUCGGCUCCAGUUGGUCUUUUAUCAAAGGUAGAUGACGCUUUAAUGGCAUCUGUGGCACCACGAGGUGAUCGUUAUUCCAGGCGAGGUUCUGUCCCAACUGACAUGACCAGACACCAAAGUGGGGGUUCAAAUAGAUCAGCACUGGGUGCAAGAGAAGAGAAUCUACCGUCUCCGCGAAGAGCUAGUCUACCGCAAGAGACCGCGUUGGAAAGUCUUUCGGAUACGGCUUUCUUCCCAACUUGUGAAGAGGCCAAUUGUCCCGACAAUAAUAAUUCUUCCCGUAUAACAGAUCCGACAGUUCCCAUCUCCGGGACGCUAUCUUUAAGACGCGGUUCAGUUCCAGCUGAUAUUUCGGAACUACGACGCGACGUCUACAACAGAAAUAGUGUUAACGGCAAAGCUAGAAAUCGUAAAAAGGUUCUGAGGCGAAGAAGCAGCGGUGGUCCUGAAAUGUUUACUGGCUGCACAGACAACAUGGAUAAUGGAAACAGCGUGAGAUGGAAAAGGGAUAUGCUUAGAAGAGAUUCUAUUCCAGAACCAUUGACUAAAAGAAGAGGCUCCUUGCCCAUCGAUAUGGUGGUCAUAUCACAUGCCACUGGAUCAGUACCCGUUCAAAGAAAAUCUAGCCUUUGGAGACUUUAGCACACAACUGAUAUCGCUGGACCAUCCGCAAUAACUCUACUGCAACCAAAAGUGCUGCCAACGGUUAGCCACAAAUUAGUUGGGCUGACACCCAGUUCUAGCAGUAGCAGCGAAGGCUAAUCCGAUUGAUUAUAUUGAGGACAUUCGAGAGGCCUCGUUCUCCUGGUGACCUUCGUCGUGCAUCCUAAACAUGACAAAACAGGUGAAGAAAACGAACUUUUUCUGUUAUUUGAGUACAUUACGUUAUCCAACCAAAAAAAGAGGAUCAAAGUCUUGCAAUCAAUUAGAAGACACGUUAUACAUAAGUUGUGAUUAGGUAGGUAAGAGUCUUGACUCGAUGAACAAAAUAGCUUCAUCUGACAAACAGCUUAUCUGUUGUUGUUAUUAUUAUUAUUAAUAUUAUUAUUCUCAUUAUUGUUCGUUACUAUUAUUGUCAUUAUUGUUUAUCUGAAAUCUAACAGUUCACAUAAAAGUUUUUUCAUUUACAAAUACUUGUCUUCAAAGAUUGCGAUAUUUUACUUCGGAUCAUUAGUUUUUUAAUUUGUCCGAAUAUUGAAAACCACGAUUUCAUAAAUAAUGUAUAUCAAGAUGAGCCGUGUGGCAGAUUGGCGUUUAAUAAUUAUAAAUAUGGAUAAAAAAAAUUUAGUCAUGUGUGACAAUGAAUUUUCAUAACGAAAAAAAAACUUCAGGUAAUGUACGCAUACUAUAGCUUCACUAUUAGGUGGGCUAUAAAAGCUAUAUAUAAAUGUGGGCUAAAACAUGCCAAGAAACAAGAAAACGGUAAUCCUGAUUAUAAGAUAUGGCCCUGGAGUCCACCUUUGAGAAAAAAAAGAACAAAGAAUAACCAACUCAAUUUUUAGUACAAAUAAUUGUGUUCCCUUGUUUAUCAUUUAAAUUAUAUAUUAUAUACGAUAUGCAUACAAUGUCGUCGAGAAGAAGUGUACCAAGAAAAGUAAUGGGUGAAAUGAAUUAUCCAUUCGAAAACAAAACAAAAAACGAAAGAACAAGAGCAACAUCAGCAUGAUGAAAACUACUAUACAGCGUUAUCGAUAAAUUAUCUAAAGAAAACUUACAAAAAAAAAUUUAUAAAGAUGGAUAUAUUAAUUCAUUAUAGAUGGACCAGAAAAAAUGGUUGGUUCUUAACUCGGGAAUAACGUGGCAUGUACGUACUCGAGCUGUUGAAAACUAAUUCAGGUGAAAUAAAAAUGAAACAUGAACAAUUAUCCUUCCGAAGUCUUCCGCUCGGUUAAUUCAAGGUAGGGAAAAUAACAAAAUUACGCCAAAAUUAUUUUGUGUGUUAUAAAUAAAAAUUUUCAAAUCACUCAAAUCGAGAAGAGACGAUUUGGUCACAUUAAAUUGCGCAGCUCGAGCUACAGAAAACUACCGAGAAAAACACAAACCAAAAUAUUUAUAUACAGGGUUCAUAAUGUUGAUUUUGAUAGUUAAUUUUGCCUAGGUAUGGAGAAGGAAAAAAGACUGGUAGAAAAAACAAAACAAAAAAAACGAUAAAUCAAUAAAUAAAACAAACGGUGGCUAUAAAGCUAGAAGUAACAUAGAAAAAGAAUUAAAGUUGAUAGUAAAAAAAAAAAGAAAUAUUAAUUUUUAAUUAAAUUCGACAAAAAAAAAUAUUUUGAAUUGAUAUUUGCUCAUAGCCGGGAAUUUGAUUCCUAGACGAAACGCAAAGAACAUAACAAGAUUUUUGAAAGAAAGAAAAGAACAACGUUUGAAUUGUAUGCACCGGCAUCCACACGUUUUUAACUAAAAUCAAUUGAGGUGUCGAAAAUUGUAAUAAUUUAAUAUGUUGCAAAAUAGUAAGGUCGACUGAAUGAGUGCCAUUGUUUUUUGAUAAAAUAUCACCAUUAUAUUUACCAAUAAAAAAUUAAAGGAAUAAUACCCAGUGUAGAGAAAAUUAGUGAAAAACGAAUAAAUUAUGUAUUAUAUAUGUUUGAUGAGUUUAGUAAUUGUUGACCGAAAAAAACGAAACGAAAAAAAUUACGAAAAUAUUUCCAUAGUUGCGAGGUAAUGUAGAAAUAUAUUCCAUGAAUUAAAUUUUUGUAAUGGUUUUUUACAUGAAUUUAUUAUUAGUUCUAUUAACUUACAAAAAAGGUUGACAAAUUUUUCUUCCGACAUUUUCCCAGUUAGAUUUAUUGUUCAUCUUAAGAUAAUAAGAUUACUUGAAAACGAAGAUAAGAUUAACAUAAUUUUAAUUAUCAAUUAACUCGAACUUCAUGUAGUUUGCGCUAGUAACUAUGCAUCGUGCUAGGAGAUGCGACUCGUGAAAAAGACAAAACUUUAGCAAACGUAUAAUGCAGCAAAAAUUACAUUAAUUAAACCCGUAAAGUUGCGCCCGAUUGUUAGGAUCGGUUUGAAAUGCGUCUCUCAUUCAGAAAACCAAUUCAAUAACAAUAAUGAAAGAAAGGAAAACAACAAUAACUAGACAGAGUUUUCUCGGACUGAAACUCUUUAGAAAAAAAUUUAUGCUUAUCUCUGAAUUAAGAUACUUACAGUUGCAGAACUGAUCAUUGAAAACAGGAGAUCAAGACCAAAUUAUAAAUGAAGAUUAUUCAUUCGUUGAGGAUGAAAAUGACGUCUAAUUUUUCAAUUAACCGGUACAUAAAUAUGUCUCGAAGAUGUUGAUAAGUAUCGUUACGAAAUUGUUGACCAUUGUAACAUUUCUAUGACUUCAAAAUGAAAAAAAAAAGAACUUGGAUUGUAGAUAGCAAAGUGCAUUGUCUGUAUUAUUUAUAAAUAUUCAUCAACUGAAAAAAACAGACAACAUGACUUGAAUGAUAGUCAAAUUAUGAUAGCUUUGCUGAUACGGAUCGUUUAACCACUGCAGUUUCAAAUGAUUUUCGCAAUGAGGAUCAAGUAGUCGUUAACGAUAAUUGCAUAGCUUGUACUCUGAAAAAGAGCGUGAAAAUUCUUUUUUAGAAUUUUUCGCAUUCAUAUUAUAAUACCGAUCCUUUUCACAUUUAAUAGAAAGGAAUAACACUGCCUUCCCGCAGUCUUCUAUUAAUUCUCAAUAUUUAUAUUCGUUCGUGUUAUUCCACUAUCAAUCCUCUACUGCAGUGGAUUAGUCGUUACAACCAGAUCCAGAUUAUUAAUUUUUCGUCAAAGAGAACAAGAGAUGAAUAAAACUUACUGAAAAACAAACGAAAAACGAAAGAGUAUCUAAAAACAAUCGGAAAGUAAAUAAAUAAAAUAAUUAUUCUGUAAUAAAUUGUAAACAAAAAUUAAUUAAUAUCGUAGCCAUCUAACUAUACAUACUACUACCACUGCUACUACUACUACUACUACUACUACUACUACUACUACUACUAUAUGUCGACUUAGAAUAGUUACAAAGAUAAAGUUUUUUAGAGGAAAAUCGGAAAGAAAAACCAUAUACAUUAAUAUUUGUAAACUGUCGCCAAAACUUGAGCCCUCCAAUUAAAUGUUGAACGUUUUCUAUUAUUGUACGAUACCGGAAAUAAUACCAUUGAAAUUAUUUAUCGAAGUAAUACUUGAAACCAACUUGAUCGUUGGAGUUUACUUUUCACUUGUCGGAUGCUGUAUGAGAGUGAUAUUUUAAUCAUUGUAAACGUGGAAGCGACGUAAAACUAUUUACUGUGUAUAUUUGUAUUCAUUUUUCCAAAAUUUCGACGUUGACUAACUCUGCUAAGCAAAUGCAACGCCGACUCCGUCUAUUAUAAUACCAUACUAUUUUCGUUUUCUUUAUACAGCGUGUAACUUUUAACUAUUUCGUACAGUAACUUUAUAUUUUCACCUGAGUAAGAAUGACCCUUUGAAUCGGCUGGAACGUAAGAUUGCUUUGUAGAAUUUCUUUUUAAAUAUUCCAGCAGAGAAACUGCCUAAUAACUUUACCUAUUGUUAAUUAUAUGUAUAUUUCCUCCCGUAUUUAAUAUUUAGCAAUGUGUUGUUUAUAAUAAUUCUCCUAGUCUUUCGAAUUCGUACAGCGAUUUGUACGAUAAUAAGAGAAACAAAUAAUAAAUAGUCCUAGCUUACUCUAUCGUCUUAAGAUCUUCGAUAACUAACAAAAAUAUGAACAAGUGAAAAACAAAUUAAAAAAAAAAACGAGCUGACCAAAAAAGGUGGGACUAAAGAAAUGGAUGAUGAUUAUACAUAGAAUUUUGCUGUAAUGAUAAAUUUCAAAGACGAGUUUUGUAAUCCAUUAUUCUCUAUAAGUAUUUAAAAGAUGAAUGAAAAAUGCGAAAUUUUGAAUCCCACUAACAUCUGCUAUAAAAUUACCUAUCAUCACCGAUUUGCCCAAUUCUAUACACAUGCACACAUACGUCAGGGUAGUUCUUAUUUAGAACAUGCAAAAAUUUUUUACUGCUGCUCCUCGAAUCAAUUCUAAACCUUUUUUUUCUUUGAUGUUUAAACAAUUAUCGCAAUACUGACAUUGCAAAGUAAUUCGUAGUUUUAACAGAUUAGUAUGAAGAUCCACUCUUCUGCCGAGUAGAGUUCGCGGUUGAUAUAAAGUUCUUACAAAAUUGUGGGCAGAGGGGCGGAAGGAAGAAGCGUGAAUAAACACUCUGAGACGUAUGUAUUCAUCUACUUAAUCUUUGUAGUACUGUGUACUUCUAUUACCAAGUAAUUUUCUAUAUCAUUCUACGAACAAAACUCUUCACAAAAGUAAUAAUAAUUGUAAAAACAAUAACAAUAAUAAUAAUAAUAAUAAAUAAAAAUAAUAAAUAACAAUAUUAAUAAGACUAAAUUAUUAAAUAAUGAUGAUUAACCGAGAUAAAGGAAGAAGAACAAGUUAAAAAACAAGGAACUAUCACUGCAUGUAGUCUAACAUCAUAAUAAUAAUAUUAAUAAUAGUAAUAAUAAUAACAAUAAUAAUGAUAAUAAUAUUAACAAUAAUUAUUACAAGAAUAAUAAUAGGUAAUAAAAACAAUAAUAAUAACAAUAAAUGUAUAUGCGUGUGACUUCAUGUAGCGUGAAAGUAAUACGGUUUGUAUAAAUUAAGAACAAAAUGCAAGCAAAUGAUUUAUCAAUCGUGAUCAUGUAGGACUUAUAUUUUUUCUCUUUUAAUGUGAGUUACAGCGGUUGAAAGCAUCGAGCAAUUAAAUUAAACGGCCAUUCUGCCCUGCCAUUCUCGUAUUAAGUUUCGUUUUAGCACUGAGAAUAAUAUUCAUAAUAACAUCAAUAAUGUUAGUCACGAUAACAAUAACAAUAACAACAAUAAUAAAAACGAUGAUAAUAAGCAUAAUAGUUAGCACAAUAAAGCAGUAUUUAAAAAAUGUCAAUUAAGUUGAAAGAAAAACGACAAAUUUGGUGAAAUUUUGGUUGAAUUAGAUAUCAGACGGAAUUCUGGGUAUUACAUUUCAUUAGUCAUGAGGUAAUAAUUUGUGCUCAUUAGUUAUUAUUAAUCAACGAUAAUAUGUUGUACGAAUUAGAUAUAAAUAUUUAUAAUACCAAUUAUGAGGCACUGUGUUUUUGAUGAUAUACCUGUAUCUUAAACAGGACAUCGAUGAGAGAAAAAUAAUGUCUUAUUGCGUGGAUAUAAGAGGUAUACUGUUUUAUUGGCUUUUAACGGCCUACCAUUAUUGUAAAAGCACCUUCAUCACAAAUAUCCUCGAUUCAUAUAUACUGUAUUAUAUACAUUAUAGUUUAAAAAGAA